This is a messenger RNA of Symbiodinium necroappetens, 3321 nucleotides long. NCBI's taxonomy places the organism in Eukaryota, Dinophyceae, Suessiales, Symbiodiniaceae. The record is from the annotation of a GenBank genome assembly.
AUGUGGGCCUUCCUGGUGGCCGGAGCGUCAGCAUCCACAAAGACUAGUUGCAGCACUCCACCUGCACCCCGACAUUCCGAGGUGAUCUUGAUUCUGUUUAUUUUCGGCAUCAUCUUAUCCAACUCAGUGUGGAAGGAUCCGAAGAAUCCGGGCAACGGCUGCUUGUAUUGCACAUCGGACAACGCCGGUGGCCUGGGGCGCAAAGUCACCGAUGGCGAAGCGAUACGGAAGUUUACGGAGCUCAAGGACCAAAUGCCUCAGUUCCGGGCCCACCUGGAGCUGCAACCCCCGGUUCCUUUGUACCUGGCCCGGCUAAGUUUGGCGAACCACGAGCUCGGCGACCGCGCAGUCCGUCAGCUGGUCGAGGCGCUGUUGUCCGGCACGACGCUGGUGGAGGUGUUGGAGCUGUACAAGAACCGACUAGGCGAUGCCUCGGCACAAGCACUUGCUGUGCUGCUGGAGAAUUCUCCAAAGCCUGGAGUUCACGGCUUCCACCUGUCCCAUAACUACUUCACACCUUUGGGCGUGGGCUUGCUGCUGGCUUCUGCAACCCGCAGCAACUUUUACCCGGCAUGGCGAAAGUGGCGUGGUCGCAGCUUCCUUUGCCCACUCUGGUUAAGAGUCGAACAACAGUUGGUGAAGUGGGAUGUGUUAAAUGGUCUGGGAGAAACGGAGCAGAAGAAAAGGGCAGAUCUUCUAUUGGCAGAGAAAGCCGCCACCCUCACCAAACGCUGCCAGGCAAACGGCCGGCUUCUGCCAGAGUCGUUGCCCGAGGAUUUCAGGUUGCUUUGCAUGCCCGAGGGCUUUGAUGAGCCAUCGGAGGAUUGGCCGGAACAUCUAGAUCGCCGGCCAAAGACCUGCUCCAAGUGGUAUUGCGCCCACAUUCAUGAGGAUGGCUGGCCCAUGGUACACCUCCCCUAUUUCUGGUCCCAGAAUUCCGAUCGCACUUCCGACGUCUGUCCAGAGGUCGGUAGCCUGCACCGCUCGGACCCCACCUGGCGCUCCUGGAGGCCCAGGUUGCCUGUCAGCGUCCUUGGCCGGAUCGCUCUCAAGGGCCCUCCCUCGCCAGCGCCCUCGGCACAGGCCCAACCCUUGGCAGAUGGGGAGGUUCGGCCUGCGGAGGCUCCGGCUGCCAAGCAGGAAGAGAAAAAAGGGCCGGGUAAGCAGGGCAAGGAGCCCAAGAAGGCCAAGGAGCACAAGAGCAAGAAGUCUAAGGAGGACAAGGAGGCCAAGAGAGUGAAGAAGCAGAAGAAGGAGAAGAAGGAGAAGAAGGACGGGCCCAAGCGCAGCGCGCGCGACGAAAAAAAAGCGCCGAAGCUCCGAUCCAAGAAGGAGAAGCCCAGCCCAAGCGAGGCGGAGGCACCGGUCGUGGAGCCGCCGGAGGACGAGGAGUGCUCGGGCUCCGACAGCGAAAGCCCCGGAGCCGAAGAACUCGGCAGGUUCUCGAUGGAGCUGAACCGGGAACUCGAAAGGGCCAUCGACUUGGAGAAGAAUAAAUACUACAUCAAUUCGAAAGAGGAAAGAGGUGAUGAUAUCGACGAAGCCGUAAAUGUCAUAAAGCCGCUCUUCGGGAGCCUUCCCGUGACGAUGCUCUCUUUGUGGUGUGCAAUCAGUGGUGGCAACGACUGGAUGGUGUAUGCAGAAGCGCUGAUGGUGAUGGACCGUGACAACAGCUACGUGUACGUUGCUGUUUUCCUCUUCUACACUGCCUUCUGCGUUGUCGGACUAUUCAAUGUUGUGACAGGAGUGUUCGUGGACAGCGCUGUCUGCUGCAGAACUGAGGAUGAAGUUUUGCAGAGCUACAUGGACGAUCUAAAGCACACUACUGCUGAGAUAAAGAAGUUUUUCGAGACAGCAGACUCCGAUGGUUCUGGCACCUUGAGCUACAGAGAGUUCUGUGGGCAUUUGAGAAACCCGACAGUCAAGGCUUUCUUUCAUGGUCUGGAUAUUGAUCCGGAGGAGGCCUCCAUCAUUUUCCGAAUUCUUGACGAUGACAAGAACGACGAAAUUCUCAUAGAAGAGUUCAUUAAUGGCACCAUGAAGCUGAAGGGUCAUGCCACAAAGCUCGAGAUGAUAACUUUGAUGUACGACAACACCAGGCAAAGCAUGAAGCUGGACUCGUCAGAUGCUUACCGCCACGGUUCUGUGCCACGAAGUGACGACACUGUGUUCACACCAAUGAAGCUCAGCGUCGGCCUGGUCACCUUGGCAAGUUUGACGGUUGCGUGGGGAGCACAGCUCCGCACCCGCGGAAGGGAUGAAGAUGUGCCCGAUCCACCGAAUCGCACCACCACCUUCAGCAAGACGUGGGUCGAGACAUGCGAGAACAUCUCACUGGCGGAAUGUACGGGUUCCUAUGUCGGCUGGGGCGUGCACUACCUGCAAGAAUGCGCCAUCAGCAGCUCGAAAGCCCUUUGCUUGUCUACCGGAGAACGCUGCACACGCAGUUCAGAGCUCUUCGUCGAGUACCUGGUAGUUGCAGGCGGCGGUGGUGGGGCAUCGGGCGGUGGGGAGGUGAAGGUGUCCUCGCCGGCCAACAACUGGCGAACAGAAGGUGGAUCCAAGCAAGGCAUUGAAGGUGGUGGUGGGGGCCGGGUGACUCUCAGCUUGGUGAGGUCUUGGCCAAAAGAGGAGGCCAAGGAGGUGGAGGUUGGAGGGUCAGGAGGAUCCGGUGCCAAGAGGGCUUUGGCAAAACGACAUACGGCUUUGGAACAGAAGUGUCUUUUCUUUUAUUGCGGCACGGUGCCGCCGGGGCUCCGAGCCAUGGCAAGGCAGUGCCUUGAAAUGGGCGUGAAUCUGGAGGAGAUUGAUCUGCAUGGUCAGACGCCUCUGUUUUGGGCUGCAAAGCGCGGCAACAUGAUGAUGGUCAAGUUUCUCCUCAAUCUUGGCUUUGCAAAGAAAAGCGCCGUCUUCCUGGUGAACUACCAAGACAAGCCGAGGAAGACGGCUCUUUUGAUUGCCAUCGAGAACGGUCACCUGGACGUGGCCGACUACCUCAUCGAGCGGUCCGCUUCGACAUUGGUCCGCGCAAGCAGCGGUAAGACACCGCAAGCGAUGCUUAAAGAAAAGAAUCACAAGCCACCUGGGAGGAAACGAAAGUUGGCUGAGCCAAGCCUGAGUUUCGUUUGUCCUGGCGCAGAAGCACGCAGGCGUCUCGCCCAGUGGGAAUGGGCCGGCGCGGAGGACGAGUCCGAGCCCGUCGUGGAUAAAGAAGAGGACAAUGUGCUCGUGGUGGCACGAGCACGUUGUCCUCUUCUUUUAUCCACGACCGGCUCGGACUCGUCUCGUGGAAGAUUCGCGGUUUCUGGACAUUACAUUUAA